Molecule: messenger RNA, 2036 nt
Organism: Trichomycterus rosablanca
Lineage: Eukaryota; Metazoa; Chordata; Actinopteri; Siluriformes; Trichomycteridae
Gene: plbd1a
Product: phospholipase B domain containing 1a
Exons: 11
Coding region: 46-1662 (538 amino acids)
Molecular function (GO): glycerophospholipase activity
Source: RefSeq, a predicted model, not a curated record
GGGUUCCUCAAUUAGCUGGAUGGUGGAGAUCAGGAACUCAGGAACAUGUUGGACAUGAAGAGCUUUAUGUUGAUUAUUUUCUCCUGUUCGCUGUUACCAACACUGAGAGCUCAGAAUGUUCAGAAGGCGACAGUGUACUGGGACCCCACCCACAAGACUGUGCUGCUAAAAGAGGGGGUGCUGGAGGAAUCCGGGGAUGCCUACGGUUACUACAACGACUCCUUCUCCGAGACCGGGUGGGGCGUGCUGGAGAUCCGUGCUGGAUAUGGAAAGACGCAGAGAUUGGAUGAUAAGACCUUCUUCCUGGCAGGAUAUCUGGAGGGGUUCCUCACCGCACGGCAGAUGUUUGAUCACUACACGAACAUGUACCCACAGCUGAUCACAAGUCCUGAUGUUCUGCAGGCCGUCAAGAAGUUCAUGAGUAAACAGAGCUCCUGGUCUCGGCAGCAGGUGAAGCUGAACGGGAGCACAGAUGCAUUGUGGGCGCACACCGGCUUUAUCCUGGCACAGCUGGAUGGUUUACACGCCGGAGCAGCCGAGUGGGCAAAGCGCACCGGGAAAAAGGCUCUGUCCAGGUUUGAUGUACACUUACUGAAUGCAGUAGGAGAUCUGCUGGAUCUGAUACCCGUGUUGGUACCCGAGGUGAAACCCACACUGAGAGGGUAUGAAGAACCGGGUAUGGGGCACUGCUCCGCCCUCAUCAAGAUGCUGCCAGGCUACGAGAACCUGCUGUUUGCUCACUCCAGUUGGUACACCUAUGCUGCCACCCUGCGCAUCUUCAAACACUGGGACUUUAAAAUCCAACACCCGGCUACUGCCACUGGAAAACUGUCCUUCAGCAGCUACCCCGGGUUACUGGCGUCUCUGGAUGACUUCUACCUGCUGGGCAACGGGCUGAUGAUGACCCAGACCACCAACUCUGUCUUUAACCAGUCUCUGUUCGACACCAUCACCCCCAACAGCCUGUUCGCCUGGCAACGGGUCCGGCUCGCACACGCCCUCGCCCGGUCCGGUACCCAGUGGGCUCAGACCUUCUCCCAGUUCAACUCAGGAACCUAUAAUAACCAGUACAUGGUGGUGGACGUGAGUAAGGUCAAGCUGGGCUCCAGUAUCAGCGAUGGAGCUCUGACUGUAGUGGAGCAGAUCCCAGGACUGGUGGAGUACUCGGAUCAGACUCAGGCUCUGAGGACUGGUUACUGGCCGUCGUACAACAUCCCGUUUCACCGGAGGAUCUACGAGCUGAGCGGCUACGUGCAGAGGUGGAUCACUUACGGAAACGAUUACUCCUACGACCUCUGCCCUCGCGCCAAGAUCUUCCGCCGAGACCAGGCGUCGGUCGUGGACAUCGCCUCGCUCAAACACAUCAUGAGAUACAACGACUACAAGAACGACCCGUACUCCAAGGGCGACCCAUGUAAAUCCAUCUGCUGUCGAGGGGACCUGCGCCAGUCCCACCCCUCGCCUAACGGAUGUUACGAUACCAAGGUAACAGAUCUGCACAUGGCUACGCAGUUUGUAUCGGAGGCUCUUAACGGCCCGACGACCGAGGGUGGCCUGCCCCCGUUCUCCUGGGAUCUCUUCAACAGUACGACCCACCAGGGCCUGCCACGCCUCUACAACUACACCUUCGUCACCAUGCACCCCGUCCUGUUCGCUCCCUGAGCCGCCUACACAGGGAGCACUGAGCAGGGAGCGGGGGGUAAGCACAGAUGUUUAUUUUUGAAAUGAGACUCGCGUAUAUCAGGUGAAUUUUCAAUCAUGCUUUACUGGAGUCUGGAUCUGACUGCUUUCAUCUCAGGUCUGACUGAAUCCCUCUUCUGUCUAUGUUUUUGUCUUUGAAGGUUUGAUCUUUCAGUGUAACGUGGGCCAUUAAAAAUUUCAAUCAGCAUCAGCUGUAAAUCAUGUUCUAAAUGGAGACCAAACACUGUUAUUAUCCAGCUGUUUCUCUUUGAUCUCAGGGUGAUGAUUUAGACCAAAGUUACACGUAAUUGUGCUGAUCAUAUUUUUUAUGAUUGUUGAAUAAAUAAAUAUUUGCA